Panicum virgatum (switchgrass) is the source of this 1055-nucleotide messenger RNA. RefSeq names its product 50S ribosomal protein L11-like. Gene Ontology annotation, molecular function: large ribosomal subunit rRNA binding; structural constituent of ribosome. Gene Ontology annotation, cellular component: large ribosomal subunit; ribosome. Lineage: Eukaryota; Viridiplantae; Streptophyta; Magnoliopsida; Poales; Poaceae. The transcript is spliced from 5 exons. The coding region runs from base 136 to 831 and encodes 231 amino acids. Gene Ontology annotation, biological process: translation. The record is from RefSeq and is a predicted model, not a curated record.
CGGGUUCACCGGACGCAUAACCAGCUCCGCCAAGAGCGGAUUAGAUAGGAGGCAGCGAGCAGAGGGAAGAACAGUGCGGCACUGCUCCUUCCCGGCGCUGCUUAUCUCCCCGCUCCCUCCUUCCAGCGCGUCGCCAUGAACACAGCCAUGGCCACCGCUUCCUUAUCCCUCAAAGGCCGCCCUUGCCAGGGCGCGGCCAAGAACCUCUCCUCCCCGCUCCUCGGCGCCCCCGCCUCCUUCCUCCGGCCGCUGGCGCCCGCGCCCAGCGCCGCCCCCUCGCGGCGGACGCUCGCCGUCAGGGCCAUGGCGCCGCCCAAGCCGGGAGGCAAGCCGAAGAAAGUGGUGGGCAUGAUAAAGCUGGCCCUGGAGGCCGGCAAGGCGACGCCGGCGCCGCCCGUCGGCCCGGCGCUUGGUGCCAAGGGUGUGAACAUCAUGGCGUUCUGCAAGGAAUACAAUGCCAAGACGGCCGAGAAGGCCGGCUACAUCAUCCCCGUCGAGAUCACCGUCUUCGAUGACAAGAGCUUUACUUUCGUCUUGAAGACACCACCAGCCUCCGUUCUGCUCCUUAAGGCUGCAGCUUAUUGGAUUAACAAUUCAGCGUGCAAAUGUAACCUUUUUCAAAGUGUCGAAAAGGGUUCAAAAGAGCCACAGCGAGAAAAGGUUGGCAAAGUAACAGCAGAUCAAGUCCGUGCGAUAGCUCAAGAGAAGUUGCCGGACUUGAACUGCAAGAGCAUCGACUCUGCUAUGAGGAUCAUUGCUGGCACUGCCGCUAACAUGGGCAUUGAUGUUGACCCUCCAAUCCUUCAGAAGAAGGAAAAAGUCCUCUUGUAGUUUGUUUUGCUGGCACCCACAGAUCAAAUUAUCAAUCGCUUUCUGUAGAUUCUGCCUUCCUUUUUGUUCGUCAAUUCGCAGUGCCAACUUGAAGUUUUCCUCUGGUGUCCGUAACCUUGUUCACUAAUCCAGUCAUUUGGUGUAGACCUGUAAUUUUUUCUUGCCAAGUCCUUCGAUAUACCACAUCUGAAAGGAAAGGGCUAUUCCAAGCCUUUGCGCACCAA